Molecule: messenger RNA, 261 nt
Organism: Paramecium pentaurelia
Lineage: Eukaryota; Ciliophora; Oligohymenophorea; Peniculida; Parameciidae
Source: the annotation of a GenBank genome assembly
AUGAUUUCUAGGAAUGGUGGAAUCAAUUUAUUUUUUAAUAAUAGAAAGAGGAAGUAUUAUUAUAAGAAGUACUUAGAGAUAAGUAAAGGUUAUCAAUCGUGUUAGAGGGUAUUUGUUAUGAUAUAAAUUUCAAAAUAGAACAUAUAAGAUGAAGCUUAUUCUUUUAAUCAUGAUUAACUAGAUAAAACUCAUAAAUAAAUAGCAUUUCCAUUUUCAAAAAAUGAUAUCUCAAUUUUUAAGUGGAUAUCAAGACAAGUAUGA